CGACCCGCGCCGGGCGCGCCCCGGGGCCCGGAGCCUCCGCCCGCCGCCGCCUCGCCGGCGUGACCCGGCCCCCGCCCGAGCGGUGUUUUCUGGUGAUGAAUUGAAUUUGUAGCCGAUAUCCGAUUCCCAUGUAGAGUCUCCGCCUCCUCCUCCCCCCGCCGCCGCCCUCCCUCCGCCCUCCCCUCCCGCCGCCGCCGCCGCCGCCGCCUCCCGCUCCAGCUCCGCGGCCCGGCCCGGCCGGCUCCCUCCUCCCUCCCCUGCAGCCUUCGCCUGCCCUCCCGCCGGCCUCACCGGGCUCCAGGGGGGCCAGAGGCUCUGCGGGGUGGGGGGAGGACAGGAGGGGAGGAGGAGGAAGGGGGGACCCCCGAGUCGCCCCCUCUCCUCCCCCCGCCCCCCCGGCUCCAUCCUCCGCCGCCGCCCGAGCAGCUGCGGGGCCGCCGCCGCCGCCGCCUUUGCAGGUGCCUUCACAUAGAGACAAGCCACACUUAAUAUGAGAAAGGCUGAGUCAUCACUAGAGAGUGGGAAGGGCAGCAGCAGCAGCAGCAGCAGCAGCAGCAGAGAAUCCAAACCCCAAAGCUGAUACCACAAAGUAGCAUUUCUCCGAGUUGGGGGCUCAGAGGGGAGCCAUCAUGAGCGAUGUUACCGUUGUGAAAGAAGGCUGGGUUCAGAAGAGGGGAGAAUAUAUAAAAAACUGGAGGCCAAGAUAUUUCCUUUUGAAGACAGAUGGCUCAUUCAUAGGAUAUAAAGAGAAACCUCAAGAUGUGGAUUUACCUUAUCCCCUCAACAACUUUUCAGUGGCAAAAUGCCAGUUAAUGAAAACAGAACGACCAAAGCCAAACACAUUUAUUAUCAGAUGUCUUCAGUGGACCACUGUUAUAGAGAGAACAUUUCAUGUAGAUACUCCAGAGGAAAGGGAAGAGUGGACAGAAGCCAUUCAGGCUGUAGCAGACAGACUUCAGAGACAAGAAGAGGAGAGAAUGAAUUGUAGUCCAACUUCACAAAUUGAUAAUAUAGGGGAGGAAGAGAUGGAUGCUUCCACAACCCAUCAUAAAAGAAAGACAAUGAAUGAUUUUGACUAUUUGAAACUACUAGGUAAAGGCACUUUUGGGAAAGUUAUUUUGGUUCGAGAGAAGGCAAGUGGCAAAUACUAUGCUAUGAAGAUUCUGAAGAAGGAAGUUAUUAUUGCAAAGGACGAAGUGGCACAUACUCUAACUGAAAGCAGAGUAUUAAAGAACACUAGACAUCCCUUUUUAACAUCCUUGAAAUAUUCCUUCCAGACAAAAGACCGUUUGUGUUUUGUGAUGGAAUAUGUAAAUGGAGGAGAGCUGUUUUUCCAUUUGUCGAGAGAGCGGGUGUUCUCCGAGGACCGCACACGUUUCUAUGGUGCAGAAAUUGUCUCUGCUUUGGACUAUCUACAUUCCGGAAAGAUUGUGUACCGUGAUCUCAAGUUGGAGAAUUUGAUGCUGGAUAAAGAUGGCCACAUAAAAAUUACAGAUUUUGGACUUUGCAAAGAAGGGAUCACAGAUGCAGCCACCAUGAAGACAUUCUGUGGCACACCAGAGUAUCUGGCACCAGAGGUGUUAGAAGACAACGACUAUGGCCGAGCCGUGGAUUGGUGGGGCCUGGGGGUUGUCAUGUAUGAGAUGAUGUGUGGGAGGCUACCUUUCUACAACCAGGAUCAUGAGAAACUUUUUGAACUAAUACUAAUGGAAGACAUUAAAUUUCCUCGAACCCUCUCUUCAGAUGCAAAAUCACUGCUUUCAGGGCUUUUGAUAAAGGAUCCAAAUAAACGCCUUGGCGGGGGCCCAGAUGAUGCAAAAGAAAUUAUGAGGCACAGUUUCUUCUCUGGAGUCAACUGGCAAGAUGUAUACGAUAAAAAGCUUGUACCUCCUUUUAAGCCUCAAGUAACAUCUGAGACAGAUACCAGAUAUUUUGAUGAAGAAUUUACAGCUCAGACUAUUACAAUAACGCCACCUGAAAAAUAUGACGAGGACGGCAUGGACUGCGUUGACAACGAGCGGCGGCCGCAUUUCCCUCAGUUCUCCUAUUCUGCCAGCGGCCGCGAGUAAGGUCCCUGUCCUGCUCCUUCACUGUCAUCCCAGAUUUCCUCCUCAAGAUGAUUCCCGGACAUCACACCAGUCGUAGCUCUUACAAAGCAGGAGCGCCUCCAGACACCCCAGCCCACUCUCACCCCCACGAGAACACACAUGGACGCAAACACACUUGUUUGUUUUUGCAUGAAAUUGUAUCUCCGUCUACGGUCUCAUGCUGCUGCUGCUACUGUCUUACUAUUCUAGCAACUUUAAGAGGUAAUUUUACAAUCUUUGGAAGUCAUGAGCCCACCAUUGUUCAUUUGUGCACCAGUUGUCAUCUUUCGAUCUUUUAGUUUUUGUUUAUCCCUAACAGUGAAGGCUAAAUGAGAUACACUGAUUCUAGGUACAUUUUUUAACUUUCUAGAAGAUACAUCGAAAACUAAUUAGACUAAGAAGAUUUAGUUUCUAAUUCAGAACAAGCAAUUGUGGCAGGGUGGUGAUGUGCAUAUGCAGAACUAUAGGAAGGGGUUAAGAAAUCGGUGCAUACGGCGGGGAUCGUGCACUCAGACCUGGCCGGAAUCCCUAGGGAAGCAUCUGAGAGAAGGAGCGAACGACCGUUGAGAUAGAGCGCUAGAUGCACACGUAGUCCCUGUUGGACGCUGCAGAGGAAGCCUGCUGUUCACCCGGAUGUCCAGAUCUCACGGGUGGUCGUUGGCAAGAUGGACACUGCUCUUCCAGGGAAGGAGGCAUAUGCACAGCAGAGGCAAGGUCGCUUACAGGCUCGAUGACACGAUUUGCACCAGAGAGCAUUUUUUUCCCCUGUGCUUGGAAACCUUUUUCCCUUCUUGAUAUUUAUCACCUCUGAUGGCUGAAGAAUGUAGACAGGUAUAAUGAUCCUGCUUUUCACCAAAAUUUGUACACCAAGGUAAACAGGUGUUUGCCUUAUUUGUUUUUAAGUUUUGACUUUCAGUUCUACGUGAAUUAGCUUUUUCUCGGAUGUUAAAACUUUGAAUGUCCUUUUAUCGUUUUGUUUAUAUUGCAGUAGUAUUUAUUUCUUAGUGAAGACAAUUGUGUGUCAUGUUAGCAAAUGCAGCUCCAACUUAACAUGAACUAGACUCACUGCAGUUUAUUUUGACCCAUGUGCGAGGAAUGUACACGCCAAUGAGAAUCAUGCACUUUUUCUCCUUUGUAACAAAAUUUGAUGAGGCUCUGAAAUUGUACAUAUUGGUUAGAAUUGGACUUUGGGAGAAGAGAUGAUGACACUAAACCCCUUGGUGCUCAAAAGGAGAAAAUCCCCAGCUCUCCGUGCCGAGGGGUUAAGGAGAUGGAAGGCUGUUGCUGUUGACCGUUGGAGAACGGAAGUGCUCUGACAACCCGGCGACGUCUCGCCGUGAAGGAACCGCGACCGGCAUGACCGUGACAGAUGCACCAUACUUGGCAAAAUGCACACAUCUCGAGUAUUCACCAAGUAGGCAGUAAGGGGUAAGAACCUGGUGUGUUUAUUCCAAUCAUGGUACAUUUAGCACUGAAUUAAGCCAUCAGGGAGAAAACAAAACAACACACACAAAAAGAACACCUCCAACUUUUCUUUUUCUGUAUAUAUUCAUGUCCCCAAAUUCCAACAUUUCUCACUGAAAGGGGACAUGUAUGCAAACCUCAUCUUUCUCCUUCAUUAAUGAUGAUCUUCAGAUUAAACCCUUUGGUGCUAGGAGCUGACAUUUUCCAAAGCAGCCUAUGAAGUCCAGGGGCUGGGGGUCCUUGCUGCGGCCGCAGGAGGCCGGCCGGCCCCAUGGAGCGAUUGUGGAGAUGUCUGUAGUCACAUGUUCUGACAGCUCCCCGUGGAACACUGCGGCAUGACAUGGUAUGACGACUCAGAUGCAUUGUGUGGAAGAGCAAGUGACUUUCUAAGUAGGAUGAAUCAUAUUCAUACGCAGAUGUCUUAGCCUCGUGGCACUGGAAGUGUGGAUCUGUAGAUGAGACACCACUGCUGGCGGUGGGCAGGCCACUGGGACUGAUGGGGGUCAAAGGGCAUUUUACUAAGGCAGCUAAGACAUAUUCAGACAUAGGUUUUAUCCUAAUUUUUCAUAUUCCUAUCUGAGUGAAAUUCAUCCUUAGCAUUGAGUAGGAAGUUACAGGAAAUGGUAGUUCAUUCUUACUUACACAUGUCGCUUCACUUUUUCUCCACCCUUGGAAUUCUGUUGAAUGUUUCACUUUGACCAGAAAGUAGACUAGAAGGUAUGUCCUAUAAGUUGUCUCGCAUCCAUUUUAUCCAGAAGGAACAGGUAGAGGCAGAGAAGGUGGCUGAGGCUGGUUGGUGUUCGUGCGGAGCGGCCAUUCCUCUGGCAGAGGAGGGCGACCCUGUUUACUGAGCACUUCGAUAGCUUCCCCCCGCAAACCUUAAGGUGAUUUCCUGUGACCUUGGCCAAGGACACUUCCUGAAGAUGAAUGACCGUGCUGACAGUGCCCUGGGCCGGCCACGCCUCACGGCUGGCUCUCCAUCUCCAGCCUGCAUGCAGGGCUCACUUGCACUGGACCUUGAGAUGCGCCAGGGCCAGCAGGGCCUUUCCUUGGCUUCCACGCCCAGCCCCCUCGCUCUCGCUCCCAGGUACCCAUCCGCUGGCGCGGAGGAAUGACAGGAUAACAGAUGUGCGUGCGUGCGUGCGUGCGAGCGAGCAAGCAUGUAGAGGAAGGUUUCCGCACCUGCCCUUGGGGCUGCCUGUGGCCACGGCGGGGGCUGCUGGCAGAAGGGGAGGCCCAGAACCCGGCAUUGCUCCAUCAGAACACGGGUCAGACACAGCGGACUCCAUCCCGCACUAACUUCCGUGAAGUCUGCCCUCUUGUCUUAAUGCAGCCAUCUGGGAGGAAAUUGGCCAUUUCUGCUUGGAUUUUUUGGCAGGUUGCUCACAGCUUUGCUUUCUACACUAAUAACAUAGCAUUAUUCCAGUAUUGUUUUCCAUUUCCCGUACCUGAUUUCCGGCUUCUUAAAGCUGACUGUUCUUGCAGGGGCCCCUUGCUUCUCCUAGAGGACAAAAGUAAGGGCCUUCCUUACUAACUGCAGGGGCUCUGUCUUACACCUCAACGUACACACUUUGCUGCUACUGUUCGUACUGUCUACAGUAGAAUUUCCUUAUCUUGCUCCUGGUAGUGCAUUACAGGCAAGCAUGAAAUGUAAAGUAUUUAUUUAAAUAAAAAGAAAAACCUCUAAAUUGGUAAUUGAAUUACCUCCCUGUAGCUUUAUAGUUUGUGACAUUUCUUGACCUUGCUAGUUCUUUCAUUAGAUCCGCGCAAGAUCUAGUCAUCUGGUUAAGGAUUUUAAGCAGACGCAACUAUGAACCCAAGAAAAACUGUAUUACUAUUACUGUCGGUCAUACUAAAACUGUUCAUUUCCUUAAGUAUAUGACCCACAAGGAUGUGAAAUAACUACAAGAAACUGUUUUUGUACACUGUACAUCCUUAGUAUUUUUACACGUAUAUGAUAGGGAUGCACAUUAUUUUCCUUCGUACAGACGGCUUAAAUAAAGCACUAUGUCAAUCUGCUA
Messenger RNA from Mustela erminea (ermine), 5572 nucleotides. It is a transcript of the gene AKT3, whose product is annotated as AKT serine/threonine kinase 3. Gene Ontology annotation, biological process: protein phosphorylation. The transcript is spliced from 15 exons. The coding region runs from base 630 to 2069 and encodes 479 amino acids. NCBI's taxonomy places the organism in Eukaryota, Metazoa, Chordata, Mammalia, Carnivora, Mustelidae. The record is from RefSeq and is a predicted model, not a curated record. Gene Ontology annotation, molecular function: ATP binding; protein serine/threonine kinase activity.